Molecule: messenger RNA, 327 nt
Organism: Phyllotreta striolata
Lineage: Eukaryota; Metazoa; Arthropoda; Insecta; Coleoptera; Chrysomelidae
Source: the annotation of a GenBank genome assembly
AUGAUCUACAUAAUAUUGUACAUUUGCAGGAAAGGAGUCGACGUGCAAAUACCCCGUUUCGAUAAGAAUCUCGAAGAAUUUUACUCGAUAUGCGAUCAAAUCGAACUGCACUUGAAAACAUCACUGAAGUGCCUGACGCAGCAGGAAAGCAGCCAAAAGUACCUGAACCUACCGGUGGCCCCCACGAAGACCGAAAGCCUAGGCUUGAACGAUAACACGUUGACUUAUCCCCAAUUCCUUGCGACCGCCACGGCCCAAGUGGCUUACACCAAGGAAAUCCACGACACCCUAGUGGCAGCUGCUCAGAACAUCUCCCCAUCGGAUUGA